GGGAUGAACAGAGAGGAGGGAGAAGCACAUGAUUUGGAUGAAAGUGACUCAACAACACUCAGGUGUGGCCUGAAGACGUCGGGCCGUGGACUAGUCUAAGGCUCCGAACUUUCCUGAGUCAUCCCCCCCGGAACCAAGACGUCUGGAACGGUCAACAGAUCCUCGUAUUUCUUCGGACUGACCAAUUGCACAAGUCAUCGUUUUGGUGAUGGCAAUUUAUCAUUUUGUAGCACGACGCGUUUGAAAUACGCAUAGAAACUUAGCUACUCUAGAGGAAUUAUUCCUAUACCGUUAUCUAGCCGAGUUGUGUUUUGCGUUGAUCACAUUUCCAGGAGAAAGUAACUUUUAACUUCGUCUGUGGGCGAGCGGCUUGCUAACGGCAAUCCCCAAAGAUACCGGAUACAAACGAAUCUAGCCUCAGCUCAGACAGUCACUGCUGAUCCUAGCUGCUGAUAAUGUCCUCUGGUUAAAUGACGUUCUUUUUCAGGGUAUGGUCCAAACAAGGGAGCUGAGGAAAGCCUGAAACAAACCAAAUACUGUGAAGGCGUCCACCAUUUCUCCGCUCAGAGAGGAAGUGAAACCAAGGGAUUGAGACUGAAGCAGUUCAAUGGAUGAAAACGUUGCAUGGACUGUAGAUUGAAAGAGGAAGAACUUCAUCCUCUCAGGUUUUUGCUUUUGGUCUCUGCUUGUACAACCUUUCAGGCCCCUCUGCCUGUUAUUUUGUUUCUUGUAAGAGGUGCGUGAUAACUUGACACAGAGAUGACAGUGAGACUGUGGGAUAAGCAAAAGUGCUAACUGAGAAGAGCAGUGACUUGAAUCCUCACAUCCAUAGGCUACCCACUGGGAUAUCUAAGUAUUAGCAAAUCUAGCAACAACAAUCCGUCUACCUUGGACACAGACCAACAACUGAGCACUUUCAGACACUCAUGGAUGUAGUGACUGACUGCCAGAACGCAAUUUGAUGAGGAUAGUCUCUUUGCCCUUGUGUAGAGUUUAACGUGUCAGAAGUCCUUCACCGUCUGUCACUGCAGCCCAACUUUAAGGGGGAAAAACACUUUACUGGACUGAUGGAAAGAGAACGUAGGUAAACCUGUGAUGAGUCGGAAUGUGGUGCUGCAAAUAACUGGGAAUCCCCUACUGGAGUUAGUGGGAGGAACUGGAACUGAGGUGGAACCAGAACCAACCGAGGCCUAAGCACGACAACGGAAUGCCAUGUACUAAACUGGAAAUACACUUGAUUUAACUGGUAAUUAUUGCACUUGCGAGGUAACAGGAAUAGUUUGUAAUAUUGAGUAAGAAUUCUGGACUAGAACUGAUCUGGGAAAUCAAAUGGAAAUCAAAUUGCAAUGUAAGUGUUUUGUGGAUGUUUUCUGUACGAGAUCUUCUUCCAUUCUGAACUGGUAGCUUUGGGGGGGAGACUGUUUCAUCCUGGGAUUUGGGAAGACUGGAAUCUGUUCCUGUGGAACUGCAUUUAUUGGGAGAGGAUUACUGAAACCAAGAGCACUGUCUGCAGAAAUGGCGGGGCCGGGAAAGGACUACAACCAUCUCUUCAAACUGCUCAUCAUUGGAGACUCCAAUGUAGGGAAAAGCAGUCUACUACUACGAUUUGCAGAUAACUCCUUCUCUGGUAGCUACAUCACUACGAUCGGCGUGGACUUUAAGAUCCGUACGGUGGACAUCGACGGGGAGCGAGUCAAACUGCAGAUCUGGGAUACGGCGGGCCAGGAGCGCUUCAGGACCAUCACCUCAACGUAUUACAGAAAUACCCACGGUGUGAUUAUUGUUUACGACGUCACCAACCCAGAGUCGUUUGUGAACGUGAAGAGGUGGCUUAAUGAGAUCACUCAGAACUGUGACAACGUCUGUAAGAUCCUAGAUGUUUAUGGCUUUCACACACAUGGUCCUUCGGACAAAGAAGCAGAGUCAGAGUCGUGCAGAGAGAGAGCGGGAACGAGAGAAGGAAACGGUCGACAUCAACUCUCACAGACACAGAGAGAGGAGGAAGAGGGGGAAGAAGUGUUGCUGAGAGGGAGAGAAAGGAAGGAGAUUUUCUAAGAACAGGACAGACCAAUGGAGAGUCGAGCGUCUAAAGUCUGUCUGCACUCAUGGGGAAAGAGCCAGGACAUUACAUGUUGACAUUGCACUGAGACAAGAUUACGAGAGGGUAAGGACAGAGAACCACUGUUACGUGCCGAAUUUUUACCCUAGCAGUUAUUUUUUAUGAAUGCAUAUUAAUGUCAUUUUAUCAUUAAAAGGGAAACUGGAUCCCCACUGUGUCAAACUGUCAUUAAAACCCCUAAUUUAGGAAAUACACUAAUGACUUCAAAAGUGACUAGAAUGAUGUAUCUGUCUUAUUUGUAAUGAAAAAGACUGUCGUGAAAAAUGUAACAUGUCUAAAUAAACAGAGAGCAAUAAAGUU
Messenger RNA from Salmo salar (Atlantic salmon), 2419 nucleotides. RefSeq names its product ras-related protein Rab-35. Gene Ontology annotation, molecular function: GTPase activity; GTP binding. Lineage: Eukaryota; Metazoa; Chordata; Actinopteri; Salmoniformes; Salmonidae. The record is from RefSeq and is a predicted model, not a curated record.